AUGGUUACCAGCAAGCGCAUCAUGAGCCCCGAGGGCAUCGAGGGUCAGUUCACCGCCAAUAAUCUCGGCGGCUUCCUCCUGACCAACUUGCUAGAGCCAGCUAGCUCCAUCCAAUUUAGCGACUGGGACCUUCUCAAAAGCGAUGCAGAGAUUCCUGAGUCAGAACGUGGGCCCGACCGUACUGGCUGGUUGCCAGCAGAGAUGCUGGAGGUAGUCGAUGGAUAUGACGGAAACAGAGCAUACGGACAGAGCAAGGCUGCCAACAUUCUGACGAGCGUGGAGAUCAACAAGAGAUGGACAGAGAAGGCGGUAGCCUAUAGUUUGGAUCCUGGAGAUACCCUAACCGACGGCAACCGCAAUUGUGGUGGUGAGGCUGUCGUCAAAGAGGCUAUGGCAAUAAUCCAUGGUGCGAACAUGAAGACUUUUGAUCAAGGUGCAUCGACGACUUUAGUCGCUGCUCUAGCUCCUGCACUAAACGAGUACAAGCACAACCCGUACUUGUCGCAUUGUCAGUUUGGACAGGCUGCUGACUGGGCCACCGAUAAAAACGCCACGGAAUGA
Molecule: messenger RNA, 561 nt
Organism: Macroventuria anomochaeta
Lineage: Eukaryota; Fungi; Ascomycota; Dothideomycetes; Pleosporales; Didymellaceae
Exons: 4
Coding region: 1-561 (186 amino acids)
Source: RefSeq, a predicted model, not a curated record